Messenger RNA from Mercenaria mercenaria, 3365 nucleotides. Its product is annotated as tumor necrosis factor receptor superfamily member 1A-like. The transcript has 4 exons. Gene Ontology annotation, molecular function: coreceptor activity; nerve growth factor binding; death receptor activity. The record is from RefSeq and is a predicted model, not a curated record. NCBI's taxonomy places the organism in Eukaryota, Metazoa, Mollusca, Bivalvia, Venerida, Veneridae. Gene Ontology annotation, cellular component: cell surface; plasma membrane. The coding region runs from base 135 to 1190 and encodes 351 amino acids. Gene Ontology annotation, biological process: Rho protein signal transduction.
UGGAGUUAACAACGAGCAGUAAACUUCCCAUAUUAUAUAUAGAUCAGUGUUACAGUAUAUAAUCUAAACCGGGAUUUCCCCAUAAUAAUUUUGUGAAGGUGUACUUCUAUAUAUGUUUAUUACGUAAUAUCGCCAUGAUGGAGUUAGACGUCUCUUAUUAUGACGUUACUUUUCUUUCAGUGUUGAAUCUAGGACUAUUUCUGUUACCGACGUUUUCUGUGCAGGCGGCGGCGCCGUACAUUCGUAAAGUAGCUGUUUCCCAGCCUUGUCCACGGAGCAGGUACGUCGUGACAAACGCAAAUGGAACCAAGCGAUGUUCAAGAUGUUCCCAUUGCCCCAGAGGAUUCCAAGUACAGACAAAAUGUAGUGCGUACAAUAAUACAAUAUGUGAACCUUGUUCAUCCGGUUGGUACAAUGACAUUAAAGGAAGUAAGUGUAAGCCAUGUUCCGGAUGUAAUUUGGGGGAAUAUAUACGGCGCAGCUGCAUUGCAAAACGGGAUACAAAAUGUCGUAAAUGUCCCAAAUAUACAUACUCACCCUCAGCAAACGUGACAGCAUGUUUAACAUGCACGAGGUGUCGGCAAAAUGAGAAAAUAAUUUCUAAAUGCAACGGCUUCAGAGACACUGUUUGUGGAGACUGUUUUCAUGAUCAUUUUAGAGAGUCUUCAACGGGAAGCUGUUUCCGCUGCUCUCCGUGUCCUUAUAAACUGCAACAGCUGGUUGUGCCGGAAUGUCGCGAUAAACUUGGAAUACAUCACUCAAAUAUUUGUUGGCCUGGCACAACAACGUUUAGAUUCAACAGUAAGAAUUACAAAAAUAACUUGGAAAUUACAGACAAAUUACUUGACGUCGAAUUAGAAGACUAUACUUACAUUAAGAAAAGUGUAACUUUACCUGUCAUUCUGGGAUUUGUGUUAAGCUGCGCUGUUGUAUUUAUAUCUGUGUUUAUUGCCAUGCAUUUUACAAAGUGUUGGAGAUGGACAAGACUGGGAGGAUUUAGGAAUGAAAGAACGUUUGGUAUAACAAGUGCAAAGUUGCGUGAAAACCGCGAUGUCACACAGAACGGAGACAAUGUGACCGUUGAUACCGUUUCAAUAAAAUCAAUCGAUAGUUUUAACUCUGACUUUGAAAUGAACAGUGAAUCAAAUAGCUUGCUAGACUGUGCCUUAGAGGUUUGCGUUAAAACGUAAAUGUCGGACAUACAUAACAACAGCAGUUUAAAACAGUCUGUAAGGAGAGUAAGACUAUAUUUUGUAUUGAUUAGAGAGUGAUUUCCUCUAAUUCUCUGUCUACAUUAUAUUUACUUAAAGGUCUUAUCGUGCAAACUUAUCUCCCGUUUCUAAACGAACAAGGAAGAUCUGUUUCACUAAAAUGACACUGAAUAGAAAGGGUUUCAAAAACUAACAUUGUUGAAUAGUUUAAAUAUUAUAUAAAGAUUUACAUUGUAAGUGUGUCUUACUACCUUCACGCCUUCUUAUUUUUUGUUAUGUAGUCUGUUGUCGUGUACACUAUUCGACAUCAAAAACACUAGUAACAACAAAGAGAGCAUCCAUAUGUAUGAUAUUUUGGAAACAUAGAUUAAUUGCAACCGAGCGAACAAAAAGCAGACUCGUUUAAAAGGAGUCUCUUUAUGAGGGGUAAAGGCAUGCGCAACAACCCUCGAACAUUUGGAAGUCUUUUUGUUUAGCAAAAUAUGUCAACGAAAUUCAACAGAAUUUCAUUUCGGUACUUUCAUCAUACAUGAAAAUAUACUCGAACCGCACAGAAAAUGAGAAUAGUUCCUACCGGAAUUGGUUAUUAAAUCCACGAAAAUAAUUUUGGGAUCAUUAGAAUAUCUCCUUUAGUAACUGAAAACAAAUACUAAUUAACUGUAAAAGAAUACACGCCAAAUAGAAUAAUUGGGAAAAUCAACCAAGACAUAGUUACCGAAGUUUUCAUACUGAAGUUGACAAAAAUAUGACAGCCAGUAAAAUUUCUCUUCAAUCAUUCUUUUUAGUGAUCUAUGAACCGGACGCUGAAUUUGUCAAGUGCGUUCAUUCGUUGCCUUGUCUUUUCUGACGACUUCGCGACGGAUAUUGUAAAAGAACUUACAGACAAACUUGUCACUGUUGCUAGAUGCAUACAAAUAAAAUCAUAAAGUAAACGACGGAUAUUGUAAAGGAACUUACAGACAAACUCGUCACUGUUGCUAGAUGCAUACAAAUAAAACCAUAAAGUAAAAGACAUUCAAAAGAACACAAUUAUUCUAAUUGUUGGCACUAUUUUUCUUCUCAUGUCCGUUGAAUUUUCUACCGUAUUAUGGAACUUAUAACGUUGUGUGUUAAUUGCGACAGCCAAAACAAUUUCUGGCUGUAGGGCGUGGGAGGUUGGAAAGAAAUUUGUCCAUAACAAACUAGUAAAAGCAUUACAGGCUAAUUGUCAGUAUACAUUGUACUUGCAAACGUGAAAAUGAAGCUCUCCUCUUUAUGUAACCUUUAGUUUCUAUUAUUGCAUAAAUAUGUGUUUAUGUAUAAAGGUUGUAAGUCGGUGCAUACGUGUCCACAUUUACAUGUAUCCCGGUUGCAAUGAGGAGUGUUCUAUUGGUGAAAAUGUUGUCCUGUUGGAAUUUUGUCCUUGAAAUCGUUUCACAACAAAAUCGUUUUUAAAUUAUUCCUUUGUGUAUUUUGGCUCAUCAAAUCAAUCUAAAACAAAUCCUCGAACUUCAGUGCUCAGUCUUCAUUUACAGCUUACAUCUGCGCUAAACACACACGGUCUAAAUCAUCAAAGGUUUAAAAACGUUCCUAGAAAAUAGUAAUUCAUGCUGAAUAUCGGUGGCAUGGAGAAUAAUUAUUAUGAUUCUUUUUCAACCAUAACAUGCAUUCCAGUACCAUGCAGACACGAAAUUGAAGAUCAUGAGGAGGUGUUUCAUCUAAACCUUCCAUCUGCUCUGAAAAAAUAUUUUGGAACACAUAUCAUUAUGCAGUGAAACUUUAUCACUUGAAUGAGUGGUUUUCAAUUUAGUAACUAUUAAACUUUGUAUUUUUUCGGUGUGUCUCGUUUAUAUCUUGUUUACAUGGCGUUAUGCUUACACCUAUGGCUCACCUAUAUUUGUAUACGACAGUUUUUCGGCGAAACUGAAACAAAAAUGCCAGAUUUAUAUUAAGAUAUACAGUAAUUAUGUCUGUAUUACGUAAAAAACCUCGGAAAAGAAGAUUAAGUGUUCAAGAUGAAUUCUUAGGUACUAUUUUACAAGAAUUUUGAAUAUUUGAUAUUUUUAGAAGUUUUGAUGACUUUUACAUUUUAUUAUUUUUACAUUUCAUGGUUUGUCAUACAUGUUUUCACUAAUUUUAUUAUAUCAUGUAAAAUGUAUAUUUAUGUAUACAAUA